AUGGAAGUUAAUUUUGGCCCUGGCCCUGUGUACCUUUCGUGUGAUAAUCCAACUAGCCGUGUCGGUGUCAGCAUUUCGAGCACACCUGACACCACAAAAUUCACGUCAACUUCACAUGCCCUAUCAAGUAUCUCAGAUUCUUCUGGGACAUUGGGCCAUUCUUCACCUCAGGCAAGCCCUAACACUCCAACACCAACAAUUCCUCUAACCAUUUCAUCCAUGGUCCCCACUACUAUUCCUUUGACAUCUCAAAUUCUUGGAAUUGGGCAGACAUCUGUUGCCUCAACAACAAUCACAGGUUCAUCUUCUUUCACUAAACCUAGUUCUUCAACAACAGGAUCCAGUGGAAUGGUAGCUACACUGUCAGGUGUUGAUGCGAGCUAUACCUCUGGUCUUCCAACAGUGACAUUGCCAGCAUCAGGCUCUGAUCCACACAGCAUUCUGAACAAAGGACAGAUAAUCAGCGUUUCUGUAGGGAUAGGAGCGACCGUUGCUGUCAUUUCAGUGUUUGUUUUCUACAUUUUCAGACGUGUCCGAGCAUCUAGGAGGAUCUCAACAGCCGGGCAGCCCAAUCCUACCAGAACCCACGGACCUAUCAGUGGGACUCGUAAUAUGAUCGAACCGUACAACGUCGGAGAACAUGUUCGGACUUCGUGGGACGAAGACGUUGCAACGCUACGGAAGUUUAAUAUGACUGGAUCUUAG
Messenger RNA from Fomitiporia mediterranea MF3/22, 705 nucleotides. RefSeq lists its product as uncharacterized. Lineage: Eukaryota; Fungi; Basidiomycota; Agaricomycetes; Hymenochaetales; Hymenochaetaceae. The coding region runs from base 1 to 705 and encodes 234 amino acids. The transcript has 3 exons. The record is from RefSeq and is a predicted model, not a curated record.